Messenger RNA from Solanum stenotomum, 850 nucleotides. Its product is annotated as nudix hydrolase 15, mitochondrial-like. Gene Ontology annotation, biological process: coenzyme A catabolic process. The record is from RefSeq and is a predicted model, not a curated record. NCBI's taxonomy places the organism in Eukaryota, Viridiplantae, Streptophyta, Magnoliopsida, Solanales, Solanaceae. Gene Ontology annotation, molecular function: coenzyme A diphosphatase activity; acetyl-CoA hydrolase activity. The transcript has 4 exons. Bases 50 to 754 code for a protein of 234 amino acids.
UUUAGAACAACACACUUCCCAUUUCUCCUUUCUCCUUCUCAGUGCCCAAAUGUCAUCUAACAGAUCAAAGAGCCUUGUGAAAUUAGCUGAAAGACUUCGUCUUUAUAACCCUAUAAGUACCCAAAGUUCAAAAAUUCAAGAAUUUGUUCCCAAAAAUCAAGAAUUGGGGAUAAACCCAAUGCCUAAAUCAAACAGGGCUGCAGUUUUGGUGUGUCUAUUUGAAGAUCCACAAGGCCAUCUUCGUGUAAUCCUCACCAAAAGAGCUUCCACACUUUCUUCACACUCUGGUGAAGUUGCUUUGCCCGGUGGGAAAGUAGAAGAAGGUGAUGCUGAUGACAUUGAGACAGCAUUGAGGGAGGCUGAGGAGGAGAUCGGAUUAGACCGUUCACUUGUAGAUGUUGUCACUGUUCUUGAAUCCUUUACCAACAAGAAGGGAAUAACGGUGAUUCCUGUCGUGGGGAUACUUUGGGACCGGAACACAUUCAACCCGUUGAUAAAUACUGCAGAAGUGGCAGCACUGUUUGAUGCACCUCUAGAGAUGUUUCUCAAGGAUGAGAAUCGACGAGAACAAGAACGUGAAUACAUGGGAGAUGAAUAUGUACUGCAUUUCUUUGAUCAUGAAACAGAGAAUGAGAAGUAUAUAAUAUGGGCUAUAACUGCUGGCAUUUUGAUUAAAGCUGCAUCGAUCGUGUACCAACGUCCCCCUGAUUUUCAAGAACGAACACCUAGAUUCUGGAGUAGAAAUCGCCAAUGAAAGACGUUAUUGCCAAAUCUCUCUCUCUCUCUCUCGAGUUGUCCUUCGAACUUGGAACCUUUAACAUAGUUUCGUCUUGUCUAUGGUGUUUUGCUU